This is a messenger RNA of Ornithodoros turicata, 591 nucleotides long. RefSeq lists its product as uncharacterized. The transcript has a single exon. The record is from RefSeq and is a predicted model, not a curated record. Bases 1 to 591 code for a protein of 196 amino acids. NCBI's taxonomy places the organism in Eukaryota, Metazoa, Arthropoda, Arachnida, Ixodida, Argasidae.
AUGGGCCACAUCGCCGUUCGGCUGCCGCCAUUUUGGCACCGUAGCCCGUUCAUCUGGUUUCAGCAAGUUGAGGCUCAAUUUCUCCUCGCUGGCAUCACCAACCAGUUGACCCGGUACCGGCACAUAGUCGCUUCUCUGCCGCCCGAGGUCGCCAUGGACAUCUCUGACGUCAUAUCGGGCCACACGGCACCACUUCAUAGGACCGGCUCAAGGCUGCCGUUCUCCAGCGGACCACACUAUCUGAUUGAAAGCGGCUUCAACAGCUCGGCGACCGAACACCGUCUCAGCUCCCCAGAGCCAUGCAGAAUCCUGACAGAGCAGCCACUUUUGAUGAAUGAGCUUUUUUUUAUUGUGCUCCGGGAACUGUUCCUGCAGAGGUUACCGGCUACUGUCCAGAUUGUCCUCUCCACCGCCGCCAGUUUGCCCCUUGCGAUACUGGCUAAGCAUGCAGACAAGGUGAUGGAGGUUGCUCUCCCUGGAUUAAGCAGGCCGCGGUAUCCGGCACCAACAGACCGUCUCGCGAUCCGGAUCCCCCUCUGCACGACCGUCACCGAGUCUCACCUUCACCAGAUGAACUCGUGGCAGAAGUAG